AUGUCUUCGAGCCUGCGAGAGGUAGCAGGAGUCUACGCUCACUUCCGAGUCAGCUUUCCCUCCGAGCAUAUUUUGCAAGUGACAUUAAACAGACCACAGAAACUCAAUUGUAUCGACAAAAGUACAAGUCAGCAUAUGGGAGAUGUAUGGGAGCUCUUUGACAAGGACGACUCCCUAUGGGUCGGCAUCAUAACUGGCUCAGGCCGUGCUUUCUGCACCGGAGCUGAUCUUGAUGAGUGGAAUAAAAUGAACGAAGCCGGGAUUUUCAACGACAUGGGCGCGCCAGGCCUAGGCGGACUGUGUCGACGCGAAGGCAAAAAGCCAGUCAUCGCAGCGGUCAAUGGAAUAUGUAUGGGUGGCGGGUUCGAGAUGAUUGCCAAUUGUGACAUGAUUCUAGCGUCAGAAUCGGCAACCUUUGCGUUACCAGAAGUGAAGCGAGGAAUCGCACCGGUAGCGGGCUCGCUACCCCGGCUGGCUCGUGUCAUAGGCCUCCAGCGGACAAUGGAUCUGGCUCUUACUGGGCGAACAGUGGAUGCGCAGACACUGCACAGCUGGGGUCUCAUUUCUGAAGUGGUCAAAGAGAAAAGAGCGGCCCUGGCAUCCAAGACAGAGGAAGCACAGAGCCAAACUGAGGUCCUGAAAGCAGCAAUCCGCACAGGUGAGGCCAUGUGCCGAAACAGCCCCGAUGCGCUGAUUGUGGCGCGCCGUGGCAUCCGGUCGGCAUGGGAGCAAGGCAGUGCUGAUGAGGCGACGGAAGCCGUUGCACAAGAAUGGUAUCCUCAAUUAGUGGCAGGGAAGAACUUUGCGGAGGGUCUGAAAGCCUUUGCUGAGAAGCGGCCCCCUAAAUGGACCAGCCCAAAGCUUUGA
Molecule: messenger RNA, 867 nt
Organism: Akanthomyces muscarius
Lineage: Eukaryota; Fungi; Ascomycota; Sordariomycetes; Hypocreales; Cordycipitaceae
Exons: 2
Coding region: 1-867 (288 amino acids)
Biological process (GO): fatty acid beta-oxidation
Cellular component (GO): mitochondrion
Molecular function (GO): enoyl-CoA hydratase activity
Source: RefSeq, a predicted model, not a curated record